CACGAGUGGCUCACGGCUAUUCGAUUCAGAUUUGCCUUUGCAGUCGCAGCCGGUCUCUCUUCUCGCUACAUAUAUAUAUAUACAUAUACAAAAACGACGCAUUCGUUGCAAGCGUCGCAACGACGCUUCGAUCGAAGGAAAAUUAGGAUCGCGCGUGUUUUUCAAAAAAAAAAAAAAUCGCGCGCGAAUCCGCAUUUAAAUAUGCGAGUGUUUUUAGUUCUUCUAUUAUUAUCAUUAUAAUUAUUUUUUGUGAUGAUAAUUUUUUGUUUUGUUUUUUAUACAAAUCACACGCAUGAAUAAUUAUUAAUUUAUAAUAUUCUCAGAAUGAUUAUUUAAAUUUAAAAUUUUUUAAAAUUUUCUUCACUGUGUAUGUGUGUGUGUGUGUGCGUGUGUUAUAAAAAAAUAUUGACCGGUAUUUGGUGAUUUGAUACAUAAUUAUCAUGACUUAGGACCUAAUUCUUAAUAGCAGGUGCCGUUCUCAGGAGAGGGUAGAUUGAGGAUCAGAGUUGCAAAAUGUGGGAACAUUUGCGACUCGUUCUCAUAAUCGCAGUCUUAAUAUCAAAACUUGAGAUUUCAAGGUCACAAAAGCCAAGGUUAGGUGGCGCCAUAAAUAUUUUCAAUAGAUACGGCCAUUUGACAAUCAGUAUGAGAGUUGUAUCGAGAAAUGAUACGGAAACGUGGAUUUUCCGUGAACCAACUGUUGAUGUUUUUCAUAAUUUACUACCAGCGCCACCUAAACAAAGUAAAUCAACCACAGUUUUUUAUGGUGAUUUUCAUAUGGAGUUUUGCGAUAACGUGAGACAACUUCAGCAGGCCUAUUUUCGUGAUUUUACAAUAGAAAAUAUUGAGAGACCAUGGAGGGCAUUUACAAGUAGUUGGACACCAAAUGUAAUGGCCAAACAUCUUGGCAUUAAUUCAUCGUACAUAUAUAGUGAUCAUUGUUUUGUAUUGGUGCGCGUAUCAAGAUUUAGAGAAAAUCAAGAAUUAAUGGGAAAUAUGGAAUCAUUAAUGUUAAAUGAAGAUGUUCAAAAUGAAACAAAUACAAUAUCAAUUGGUGAUAAGGAUAGUGUUUUACAUUUUGUACGAAAUUUUGGAUCUCACUAUAUAAAAUCAUUCGUCACAGGAAACUCUCUAUAUCAGGUGUUUGUUUAUAGGCCAGAGGUGUAUCUUCAAAUAAAAGAACGACUAAAAACGCGAGGCGUUGCUGAUCUCUCAAAUCUUGAAUUGAGUAAUUAUUUUUCGCCAUGGUACGCAGAGCAUAUGGGUAGAAUUCAGUCAGCCAGUGGAAAUUAUUCAGUUGAGGCUUGGGCAAAAAAACAACUUGAAGUUCAGUAUUUUAUUUUUACUUAUUCAAGUCUUUUGAAACUUCACGGCGAUAUUGAUCUUCUUCGACAGCUUAAUACACUUCUUGGGAAUGAAGCGCUUCUACAACUUCAACUUCGUGCACUUCUACCAUUCUUUAAGGACGCUAAACUCAAGGAAUGGUUCAUUGAAGUUAUGGACAAUUAUUCCAAACUCUGGGAAAUAAAUGAAUGAAUCACCAAAUGUGCUUAGGAUAAAAUUUUAUUAAGAAGAAGAAGAAGAAAAAAAAAAAACACACACAAAUUAUGAGCGCAUAAUUAUCACAUAAAAAAUUAUUAAUUAGAAUUUUUAUUUUAAAAGAAUUUUUUUUUAGAAAUAAUUCCAUCAAAAUGGUAAUCCAAAAAUUGAAAAUUCAUCUAGAAAAUAAUUAUUUCUAAUAAAAUUUUUGAAAAUGAAAAUUAUAAUUAAUGUUUUUUUUAUGGGAUAAUUAUAUGCGUACCACACAAAUGACGCUAAUCGCUUCAAGAGAUAUUUUUUCUGUAAACUCUGUAUCUAUUUCAAUAAGAGAUGAGUUUCGAGACUGAGAAGCAAAAAGCGCCUUUAAUUUUAGAUAUACAAGAAUGCUGUUAUUUGUUAUAUAUAUAUAAAAAAAAUAAGUAUUUAUUAUUAUAUAAUCGUUAAUAGAAUUUUAUAGUCCUUUUUAAUUUUUUUUUUCUCCAAACAUUAUUAUUAUUCCAUUAUUCGAAACUCUUCGAAUAAAUGCAAGAGAAUGUUUGUCAAAAAUUUCCCACUCUUCUUUUUUCUACAUUUAAAUUAUAAGAAAUAUAUUAAUUAUAAUAAAUUAUAAUUAAAAAAAAAUUUGCUAAAAUUAUUGAAAAAUUAUAAUUUUUUAUAUUAUAUACAUUCGACGAGAAAAGGAUCAAUCAAAAAAAUCAUAUAUGUGAUUUAUUGAUUUUUAAAUUUAAAAAAAAAAAAAAAAAUUUUUUUUUUUGAAGAACCAAGUUUUUUUUUUGAAAAUUGGCAUAAAAUUAAUAAUGUAAUUAAUUGAAAAACUUUUUCAGACUGCGUAGAUUUAAGUUAUAAAUAUUAUAAUAUUAUGUGAAAGAAAGGAGAGAGCAAGUGCCAAAGUUUGAGUAUUAUAAGAAAGUAAUGACAAUGUAAAUAGAAAAAAAAUUAUAGGAAAAUUAUAAAAAAAUAAAUAUAAUUAAAUAUAUACUUUCAA
Messenger RNA from Leptopilina boulardi, 2524 nucleotides. It is a transcript of the gene tsl, whose product is annotated as torso-like protein. The record is from RefSeq and is a predicted model, not a curated record. The coding region runs from base 514 to 1536 and encodes 340 amino acids. The transcript is spliced from 4 exons. NCBI's taxonomy places the organism in Eukaryota, Metazoa, Arthropoda, Insecta, Hymenoptera, Figitidae.